Messenger RNA from Frieseomelitta varia, 501 nucleotides. RefSeq lists its product as uncharacterized. The record is from RefSeq and is a predicted model, not a curated record. Bases 61 to 501 code for a protein of 146 amino acids. The transcript has 3 exons. Lineage: Eukaryota; Metazoa; Arthropoda; Insecta; Hymenoptera; Apidae.
UAAAUUCAGGACAAUAUACAGACCAAAGCAACAGUUAUCUUUGGAUGAGAGAAUGAUUCCAUGGAGAGGAUGCCUAAGGUUUCAAACGUACAACCCUGCAAAGAUUACAAAUUCUUGGUCCUUAUCUUGGUAUGUGGCACCAUAUCUAUCAGGACAGUUAUUAUAACAGUACCUAUUGCUGACUUAUUAUUGAAAAACAAAACUAGAGUCUGUGCAAGUAUUAAGGUAAACAGAGGCUUACCGCCAAGUCUGAAAGCCAAAGCAUCAAGAAUGGAGAAAGGUGACACAGUAUUCUGUAGAAAAGAUACAGGAAAGAAAAAUAGAAAAACUGGAGAGUAUAUAGUAAAAUCUGUGUGUAUAAAUCAAUACAAUGUUCACAUGAAAAGAGUUAAACGUGCGGAUCAGUACCUUUUAUAUUAUCCUAUUCUAAGGAAAACGAUGAAAUGGACAAAAAAAGUCAUCCUUUAUCUCAUAAACUGUAGACUUUUCAAUUGUUUUUGA